Messenger RNA from Manduca sexta (tobacco hornworm), 1587 nucleotides. RefSeq names its product eukaryotic translation elongation factor 1 epsilon-1 (gene AIMP3). The transcript has 4 exons. Gene Ontology annotation, biological process: positive regulation of DNA damage response, signal transduction by p53 class mediator. NCBI's taxonomy places the organism in Eukaryota, Metazoa, Arthropoda, Insecta, Lepidoptera, Sphingidae. The record is from RefSeq and is a predicted model, not a curated record. Bases 173 to 694 code for a protein of 173 amino acids. Gene Ontology annotation, cellular component: cytoplasm; nucleus; aminoacyl-tRNA synthetase multienzyme complex.
GCUGGUUUGCAAUAAAAAUAAUAAUCUAUUAACCCCCAACCAGACACGUUACUUUGACAGCUAUCGCCUGUCAAGUGUCAGUAGAUGUUACAUUGAUUCCGCUGUUUAUUUUCAGAGGUUAUAAAUUCUACAAUAUUUUUUUAUCCGGGGAGACAGUAAAGAUUCUUGCAAAAUGAGUGCGUGUAAUGUGGACGUGGUAAAAUUGGUUGGUAAAUAUUUUAAUGUUCCGGUGGGGACUAUCUGUUAUAAUACUGAUAAGGUUUUAACGACUAUUUUAGACAAGCAAAAUGUUGAAGGCUUUGCGACAAUCAUUUUACGAUUAGCUGAAAAGAGUGGUGGAAAAAUGAGCCAGGAACAGAGAUUACUUAGUUACCAGUGGUUAGAAUAUAUCGCUAUGUAUGCCAACCAAGCAGUUAGCAACCCGGCUUUCGCCAAAAACUUUUUACAGGACAUAAAUAGAGCCCUCGAAAAGAACACUUAUUUGACUGGACACUAUUUAACUGUGACAGAUGUAGCUGCAUAUUAUGUACUUUAUCCAAUUAUAGAACACUUAACUGUAAGUGAGCGAGAACCAUUUAUCAACACAUGCCGGUGGUUAAAACAUAUACAAGCACAACCAAAAGUGUGUAAAACAAAACCACCUCUUCCUUUGAAAACCAUUGCCCUCUCAGUACUUGCACCUGCUGUCCAUUGACUUAGAGAAUCUGAAAUUAUUUGAUCAGUUAUAAUAAUGCUUUAGAAUUAAGGAUGUGAAAAAAGAACAGUCUAAAAACAUUUAAAAAAAAAUUGGUGUGGUAACAGAAUCCAAUUACAAAGUAAUGUAUAACACGAUAACAGGACUUAUCAGUAUUAUUGAAUGUAAUAAAACUAUUUAUAUUUCAAACAAUUUACAAUUUGGCACAAUGUAAAAAUAUGUAUUGAUAAUUCUGAAUUUGCUCAAUGUGUAAAGUGAAAUGUUUAAUGUGUUUAAUGAUGACAUAUUUAUUGACUGGUGUAAUAUAAUAAACCUUUUUUUUUAAGUUAAAUAUUGACAUAACAUUAUUUGUACAUUUAUAAAAUGGUGAAUAGGACUAAGGGAGUAAAAAGGAACUAUAUUUAUAUGAAUGUAUUGACAUCGAAAUAAAAUUUGUGUUCUGACUUUAUUGAAGUUUAUUAUUUAAAUUAUUAUGGCCAAGUUUCAAAGGCGCAAAACCUAAACUAUUGUAUCUGCUGUCGAUAAAAAGAAAUUAUUUUGAGCGAAAUAAAUUUGUAAGAAUUGUUAGUAGAACAGGUAUUUUUAAGUAAUUGAAGUUAUUUUAUCUGUGAAAUUUCGUUCCGUUUUACUCCUAGAUCUUAUUCAUCCUUUAGGUACAUUGCUGUUUUUAUGAUAAAUACUAAUUUAUACUUUCAGUCAUCUAAUUCGCCAGUAAAAAUUCGGUUACCAUUGCCUAAUCAAUUAUUACCACAUGAAUUAAAGAAUGUUAGUUUGGAAAACCCUGUGGUCUACCAUCCACAACCUUUUGCAUUCCCUGGAUACCCUGUCAUACUGUACUUGUGAUAGUGUUUGUAACAAAUAAUUAAAAAAUAAACACAAUGUUGCAUGCAGAA